Plasmodium relictum is the source of this 6768-nucleotide messenger RNA. It is a transcript of the gene RCC1, whose product is annotated as guanidine nucleotide exchange factor, putative. Lineage: Eukaryota; Apicomplexa; Aconoidasida; Haemosporida; Plasmodiidae. The transcript has a single exon. Bases 1 to 6768 code for a protein of 2255 amino acids. The record is from RefSeq and is a predicted model, not a curated record.
AUGAAAGAGGAAAAUGUAGAUGCCAACGAAGUGCAUAAAUACAUUUUUAAUUUUGACCCCAAAAUUAGUUCAGGAUUAGAUCAUUAUGCAUGUAUUGGUUAUUAUAAGGGGAAGUUUAGUGUUUACUGCUGGGGAAGUAAUGCCAGUAACCAGUUGGGUUUAGGUAUAAACAUAAGAUAUGCUAAGAAUCCUUCUGUUAUUAAAUUUUUUGAAAAUUUUAUAGUUUGCUCAGUAUGCUGUACAAACUAUUCUACAUUUGUUUUAGUAAAACAAAAUAUAACAGAUAAUGGUUGUUCUAUUUAUUCAUUUGGAAAAGGAAACCAUGGAUUACUAGGAUAUAAAAAAAAGAGAAACCUUAUAAAUGAUAUGAAAUUUAUGAAGAAAGAAAAUAAAAAAGAACAAGAAAAACUAUUGGACAAAAUAAAUAAUAAAAUAAAUAGGAAAGUUCUUAAUGUAUUUAAUAUAAAUAAAAGCUUAUCUUCGUUGAAAAGUAUGGACAGCUUAUUAGAUUUUAAUAUAGAUAAUAUUUCAAGUGUAAAAAGUACUGGAGCCAAUAAUGAAAUAGAUACAAAUAAAAGAGAUAAUAAAGAAAAGGAAGGUGAAAUAAAUAAAAUGGAAAACAAAAAUUUUAAAUAUAACGAAACCAACUUAGAUAAUGAUAUACCAAAUUAUAAUGAAAAUAUAUUAAAACAACAUAUGAAUGGUAUAGAUGGAGAAGUAAGUGACAUGGAUAAGGAUUUUAGAAUAAUGAAUAAAGAUAAUGAGAAUGAAAAUAAACAUACAUAUACUGAAUAUGAAGAAAAAGAGGAUUGGUUUACUCCUUUACCCAUCAAAAUUAGGUUUCCUGAAAAUAUAAAAAUAAAGUUUAUUUCAUGUGGAGAUAUGCAUACUUUAGCUAUUUCAACAAAUGGUAUUUUAUAUGGAUGGGGUUUUAAUAAUUGUGGAUGCGUUGGUAAUGGUAGUAAUCAAAAUGUUUAUGAACCGACACCUAUAUAUGUGGAAGAAUUAAAAAAAAAAAAUGACACGGGUUAUUGUGAUGAUUUUAGUAAAUAUAAGUUUAAUGCAAAUGAAACAAAAGAAAAAUUUAUGAAAAAAAUUUUUAUUCAUUGCUCUGCCGGAAGUAAGCAUAGCUUGGCAUGUACCCUGAAUGGGGAAAUUUAUAGCUGGGGGUAUGGAGGAAAUGGAAGACUAGGAUUAGGGAAUAUUAAAAGUUACAAUAAACCUCAAUUAAUUACUAAGUUAAAAAAUAAAAUAAUUAUUCAUGUAUGUUCAGGGAAUUCUCAUUCAGGUUGUAUAGACACUGAUCAUAAUGUUUACACAUGGGGAAAUGGAAAAUUUUAUAAAUUGGGGCAUACUGGUGAUAGUGAUAUAUUAAAUCCUAAAAAAGUGGAAUUUUUUAAUCAUAAUAAGAAAAUAUUUAUGUUAAGUUUUGGUUGUUUUAAUUCUUUUGCUUUAAGUAUAAAAGGGGAUGUUUUUAUGUGGGGUACUUUUAAUAUAACAAAAGACUCUUCUUACUACGUUUGUAAAUUACCAAAACAGGUAAAUACAAAUUUUAAAUGCAUAUAUAUUCAUACUUCUACAUACAUAGCUUUUGGAGUAACUUUAGUAGGAGACUUAAUUACAUUUGGAAAUAACUAUGAUCAUGAUAAUACAUAUAUAAAAGAAAAAGAAUGGGAUACUGAUUCUGAUGUAAAUUUAAUGGAUUAUCUAAUAAGAGACCCAGAAAAUAAGAAUGAUAACAAUGAUAAAUCAUAUAAUAUAAAUUUGAAAAAAGAUAAAAUUCCAAUUAAAUAUAUUAAAGAAUUAAGAGGAAAAGUAUGUAUACAAGAUUUUUUGAAUGAUUUUUAUAAAUUGGAUAAAUUAACUUAUUAUCAAAAUAAAAUAAGGAAUGGAAACUUCUUUCCUAAUUGUGAUUAUAUGAUAAUGAAUAAUAAACUUCUCUUUGAAAAAAAUGAUCUGGUAAUAAAUUCAAGAGUAAAAUAUAUUGAUGGGAGUGAUUAUUUUAGUGUGUUUUUAUUAGAAAAUGGAAAAAUUUAUGUAUCAGGAUAUAAUAAAGAUGGAGAAUUAGGAAAUGGAAAAUAUAAUUUAAAUAAAAAAUUUUCGAUACCUAUAUUUAUAGAUGUAUCAGUUAAGAAGAUUAUUAAAAUAGCAUGUGGAAAUAAUUAUGUAUUAGCCUUAAGUGAAGUAGGAGAUGUAUAUGGUUGGGGAAAAAAUGAUAAGAGCCAGUUAGGUAUAGGAAUAAUAAAAGAUUGUUAUGAACCAAUUCAUGUAAAAUCUUUAAGUAAUGUUAUUAAUAUAUAUGCAGGAUAUGAUCAUAGUGCAUGCAUUGUUAAUAAUAAUUUUUCUCAUGAUCAAGAAAUGGAACUGGAACACGGAGAAUUAUAUGUAUGGGGAAAUGCAGAAAGUGGAAAAGUUGGUCUAGGUUUUGAUUAUACUCAAGGUUCUAUUUUAUUACCCAGAAAAGUUAAUUUACUUAAUCAAGUAUAUAAAUGUUCUUUAGGAACAAGUCAUAGUUUAUUUUUAACUGAUAAUAAUGAUUUGUAUGCAUGUGGAAAUGCAAGCAAUGGCAGAUUAGGAUUAAAGAACGAUUCCAACCAUAUUGUUAGCUAUCCUAAAAAAAUAACACUGGAUGAACAUAUAUUUAUUAAAGAUAUAUUAGCUGGUAGUACAUUUAGCAUAAUUUUAUCUAUUGAUGGCUUUAUAUAUAUAUGGGGAGAAUUUUUAAAAAAUAUAAUAUCGUAUGAUAAGCCAACUUUAUAUCCUCAAAUUAGUAACAUAAAAAAGAUUAUAGGUAAAUUUCGUCAUGUAUUAUUUCUUACCUAUGAUAACAAAUUAUUUGGUUUAGGAGAUAAUUAUUAUUUUCAAAUUCUUCAUGAUUCAAGGAAAGUUAAAUAUAUAGACACUCCAAAGUUAAUUCCUUAUUUUAUGAAAGACAAUAUUAAUAAGGUUUUUUCUUUUAAAAAUGCCUCAUUUGUUCAACUAGAAAAUAAUGAAAUUCAUGCAUGGGGAUAUGCACAAAAUUGUCAUUUAGGUAUAGGACUAACUCAAUUAACAUACAUAAAAAACCCAAAAAAAAUUGUAAAAAGUUGGUUGACUUAUGAAGAAAAAGAGUUAGAAGAUGAUCAAUACAGUGAUGAUAGUAAUGAUAAACGUAUGUGUCAUAAUUAUUAUAAGAAUGUAAAUGAAAUAAAUUUAAUAAAAAGGAAAUUUAAUAGAAAAGAAAGAUUUACGAACGAAUUUAUAUAUACUCCUUAUUAUGAAGAAGAAGUUGAAAAAUUUAUUUAUGAAAUACAAGUUACGCCAAAUGUUAUUAAUUGGGAAUAUAUUCAGAUGUUAUUGAAAAAAGAAGAAUAUAGUAAUAGUUUAGAAUAUAUUAAAUCUUUUGAAGAGGAUCUAACAGAUUUAUAUAGUAAACACAUCGAGUUUAUUUUAAACUUAAAUUCUUAUGAAAUGAAAUAUAAUGAUUUAUAUUUAAAUUAUCAAAAUUUUAUACUAUCUAAUAUUUCAAAUAUGAAUGAAUCUUUACCUUCUAUAAUGCAUACAAAAGCAACUCACAUUUUCGAUUCCAAUAUGAGCAAACUUCAAGAAUUUGUAUAUAUUCUUCAGCAACAGCCAAUGUAUUUAAUAAUUUUGUGCUUAAUUCAUAAUCAUAAAAAUAUUAAGAAUCUUAAAAGAUUAUCACGGAAAAAUGAAGGAUCUGUUGGAAAAUUAAGUAUUCAAAAUAUAAUAAAUAAUUCAUCUACUGAAUAUAAUAACAAUAAAGAAAAUGGUAGAAAAUAUAUAUCGAAUAAAUCAAAUGUAAUUAAUCAUUCUUAUGAAUAUCAUAGAAGUGGAGAAUUUAAAAAUAGUGAUUUAGAUAAAGUAAAAGAGAAACAUUCCUUUUAUAAAAAAAGCACUUUAAUUGUAUGUUCCUUUAUUUUUGAUUUAUACUAUGAUUUGAAAAAUGAAAGAGUCCGUAAUAUCUUUACCAUUUUUUUAAUUAAACUUGGUAUAGAAGAAAUGAAAAAUUGUUUACAUAUUGAUUCUUUAUUUAAGGUAGAAACAUCCAUUUUUUUUUUAUUAAUAAAAAUGCUAUUCAUGAAAAAUGAUUUUUUAAUUAAUUUUUCUUAUUGUUUAUCAAAUUUAAAUAAUGUGAAUUCAUUUGUUGUUUUAUUAAAUGAAAUGUCAAGAAAAGGACAUAAGAAGGAAUUGCAUAUAUAUAAUCACAAUACAUUUAAUCAUUCAUCUAACGUUGAUCAAAAACAUAUAUUUGAUAAUUAUGAUCAGGGAUUUUUAAUUAAUACUUAUAAUAAUAUGAACACUCCAAUGAAUCAUUUAAUUAAUAAUAAUGGAUAUAGCAAUAUGAAUAAUUUAACAAAUAACUUAAUAAAUAAUAAUGUUGAUAAUAAUAUGAAUGAAUUGAAUGAAACCAAAAAUAAUGAAAAAGACUUUUUUUUUAGCGAUUCUAAUAACGAAAAGGAUAAAGAAUUUGUACAAUUUAUAAAAGGAAAAGAAGAAGAUAACAAAUUUGAUGUUAAUAUUAAUCCAUAUAUAAAACCUGUAGAAACAUUUAAAAAUAUACAAAUUCAACAAAACAUAUUACCUAAUAUGCAAAAUGAAAUGAAUAUAAGGAAUACAAAUAUAAGUGAUAAAGAUGUAUUUUUAGAGUUAGACUUUAUCAGGGUAUUUAAAGAAUUAUGCAAAAUUUUUAAAAAUAUAAAGUUUCCCGACAUGUUUAAAAUUAUAAUGAAGUAUUUAUUUAAACAUUUUGUUAUUUAUGAAAAAAACAUAAGUAAAGAAGAUUCAAAUCAAAAUAAAAUAUAUUUUUUUAAUAAUAAAGAUGUUAUAUAUGUUCCUUUUUUUAAUUUAUUACUUAUGGCUGUUUUAAAUCCAUUAUUAAAAAAUAUUGAUAGAAUAAGAGAAAAAUUUUAUUAUCCUCCUCUUCCAUCACAUAUAAUUAGUAUUUGUAAUCGAAUUUGUGAUUUUUUAGAGGUUUUAUAUUUAAAUAAAUAUGAAUCAUUAAAUAGUUAUAAAUUAAAGAAAAAUUUCGUAUCAGUAAAAUAUAUUUACGGGCACACUUUUAAUUCUUUUAUAAGUAUUAUAAGUAAUUUGUGUAAUAUUGACGAAGAUAUUUAUGUAAAUACUUACAUAAAUUUAUUUCGUUAUCAUCUGAAUAAUACUUCAUUUUAUGUUCAAUUAAGAAUAUUUCAACUAUGCCAUAUUUUUAAUUUAUUUUUCCGUUAUCAAAAUUAUUUGCUAUUGUCAUUUAACGAUCCUAUAAUAGAAAUUGUAAAUUUUUUUUAUGCAUACAAGCAUAGAGACACCUUUUUGACAGAAAAUGUUACAGAUUCCUUACUUAAAAAUACAAAUGUAAAUAUAAUAAAUAUGAAAAAUGGCACAAAAGAAAACAAUAAGGAUAGUAAUUUAAAUAUAGAUAAAAAAAAAAAAAAAAAAAAAAGUUUUUUAUCUAAAUAUAUUCGUAAGGAUGAAAAAAUUGAUGACGACAAAAAUAAUAAAGAGGUUAAAGUGAAAUGUGAUAUUUCUGAUAAGGAGGAAAAUAAUAAAAUGAUUAAAUAUUUGGAAAAUAGAAAAGGAAAAAAUAUAAAAAAGUUAAUUUUUAACGAAGAAGAAAUUCAAUUUUUUAUAACAUGUAAACUAAUAUAUAAUAUAAAGUUAGAUAUCCGAUUUUUGUUAAAAGAAAAAAAUAUGAAUAUAUGUGAAUUCACAAGGAUACCGAUGCCUCAAUACAUAUGUUAUCGUAAAAAACCUUACAUAAAAAAUAAUGAAUACUUAUUUUCAGUUAUUCACAAAUAUUAUUAUGAAAAAGAUAAAGCAUAUAUUAUUUCAGAGUGCUUAAAAAAUUGCCCCUUUUUAGAACAUUGUAUUGAUACUAAUAACUUAAUACUAAAAUUAAAAUCGUUGAUAACUCAUUACUUGUCUUUAAAAGAUCAAAAAGAGAUAAACCUUGUUCAUUUAAUUAGGAAAACACUUGAUAUAUUAAUAUCGGAUGAAAUGGUAUUUGUUGAUUUUAGUGAAAAUUUUCCUCCAAAUUUAUAUAUACACAAAUUUAAAGAUGAGAAAUUACAUAAGUCUAAAUUGGAACAAACGUAUUUAUAUAUGUUACAAAAUAAUUAUGAUAGAAAUUCAUUUUUUCAAAUGAAAUGGAGAAAUAUAGUUAUGCAAAUAGCUUUAAACAUUUUAAGAAAGAAAAAACAUAUGAACUAUUUAAAAAAAUUGCAUAUUGAACAAGAAAAAAUAGAAGAUCUAAUAUUAAAUUAUCAAUUUAAAAUGAAAAAUGAUAUUGAAACUUUAAAAAAUGCAAUAUUUUUUGUUUCUAAAUUAUUGAUUGAAAAGCCAAUAUUGAUUCAUAGUUCUUAUUACGAAAAAGAUUUAUUUUUUAAUAAAUUAAAGAGACAAAAAGAUUUAAAAAAAGAAUACAAGUUUCCAUAUGAUUCAUCAACAGUUCAUAUAUAUGAAAUGAAAAAACUAAUUAAAAGUUCAGUUUUAAGUAAUGUACAUGAAUUGCUGAAUCCAGUAAUUGACCAUCUGACAAUAGAAAUUUUCUUUGAUUUAAAUAAUGUUAUUAAAUUAAGUCUAGUAGUAACUAAAAAUAAAAGUAGAAAUGUAAUUAAUGAACAUACAUUUACGAGUCAUGAUAUUUAUAAUAUGUAUAAUUCUUCCCCAUUCAUUUUAUAUUCUUUUUUUAAAUACAAUAAAACUUAUUUGUGCUCUAUCAAUGGAUUUAAUUUUAUGCAUUUAUUACAUAAUUUAGUUAUUGAUCUUUAUUAA